This is a messenger RNA of Lemur catta (Ring-tailed lemur), 1895 nucleotides long. It is a transcript of the gene MSX1, whose product is annotated as msh homeobox 1. The record is from RefSeq and is a predicted model, not a curated record. The transcript is spliced from 2 exons. Gene Ontology annotation, molecular function: DNA-binding transcription factor activity, RNA polymerase II-specific; RNA polymerase II transcription regulatory region sequence-specific DNA binding. Gene Ontology annotation, cellular component: nucleus. NCBI's taxonomy places the organism in Eukaryota, Metazoa, Chordata, Mammalia, Primates, Lemuridae. The coding region runs from base 228 to 1139 and encodes 303 amino acids. Gene Ontology annotation, biological process: regulation of transcription by RNA polymerase II; embryonic morphogenesis.
GGAGCCGGCGGGUGCUCCCGGGAACUCGGCCUGCGCGGCGGCGGGGCGCGGAGCCAGGCCCAGCGCGCUCGAGCUGGCCUUCUGGGGAGGGGCGGGGGGCGAGCGCGCGAGGGUCUGCCGGGCCAGGGCCCCGGGCGCUCCCUGAGGCCGGCCACGCUCCCAACCCGCCCGAAGCCCAUGCCCGGCGGCUGGCCCGUGCUGCGGCUGGAGAGGGGGCCCAGCUCUGCAUGGCCCCGGCUGCUGACAUGACUUCUUUGCCACUCGGUGUCAAAGUGGAGGACUCUGCCUUCGGGAAGCCGGCGGGGGGAGGCGCGGGCCAGGCCCCCAGCGCCGCCGCGGCUACGGCGGCCACCAUGGGCGCAGAUGAGGAGGGGGCCAAGCCCAAAGUGUCCCCUUCGCUCCUGCCCUUCAGCGUGGAGGCGCUCAUGGCCGACCACAGGAAGCCAGGGGCCAAGGAGAGUGCCCUGGCGGCCUCGGAGGGCGCGCAGGCGGCGGGCGGUUCGGCGCAGCCCCUGGGCGUCCGGCCCGGGUCGCUGUGCGCCCCAGACGCGCCCUCUUCGCCGCGGCCGCUCGGCCAUUUCUCGGUGGGAGGACUCCUCAAGCUACCAGAAGACGGACUCAUCAAAGCCGAGAGCCCCGAGAAGCCCGAGAGGACCCCGUGGAUGCAGAGCCCCCGCUUCUCCCCGCCCCCGGCCAGGCGGCUGAGCCCUCCCGCCUGCACACUGCGCAAGCACAAGACCAACCGUAAGCCGCGGACGCCCUUCACCACCGCGCAGCUACUGGCGCUGGAGCGCAAGUUCCGCCAGAAGCAGUACCUGUCCAUCGCCGAGCGCGCGGAGUUCUCCAGCUCACUCAGCCUCACCGAGACGCAGGUGAAGAUCUGGUUCCAGAACCGCCGUGCCAAGGCAAAGAGACUACAGGAGGCAGAGCUGGAGAAGCUGAAGAUGGCCGCCAAGCCCAUGCUGCCACCAGCUGCCUUCGGCCUCUCCUUCCCUCUCGGCGGCCCGGCAGCUGUAGCGGCUGCGGCGGGUGCGUCGCUCUACGGUGCCUCUGGCCCCUUCCAGCGCGCCGCGCUGCCCGUGGCGCCCGUGGGACUCUACACGGCCCAUGUAGGCUACAGCAUGUACCACCUGACAUAGAGGGUCCCAGGGCCGCCCACCUGGGGGGCAGCCAAUCCCUGCAGCUCUGGUCUUCUGAAAGCAGCAGGAGCUGUGUCCCGACGUGCUCCGCUGCGCAGCACCGCCGGCGCCUUCCCUUUGGCCCUCGCUCCGGUUUUUGCCUUGGUUGCUCCCUGAGUUCACUCUUUGAAGUCCGAUCCCCUUCCAAAAGGUGGCUGGAAGGGUCCCUUAGCACUCUUCUAGAAUCUAGAUCUACACCCUUGAGUUAAGGAUGGGGAAACUGAGGCCAGAGAGGCUAAGAGAUGUAUCCAGGGUCCCCAGCAGAAUUAGUGGUUGAACAGGACUAGAGGCCACGUCUUCUGCAUAGCUGCUGUCCUGACACCAGGUGCAAAAGUCAUAGAGAAAUUAGUGUUUGACGAUCUUGGAAAUGAGAACAGUUUUGGAGAAAGAGAAGAGCAAGCCAGGGGAGAUGGACCCCAGCUCCUUCCAUUGGAAAACUUGAGAGAAGUUCAACAGCAAAACAUUUGCUUUGGGGGGCAGGGGAUACACAGAUGCAUUGCAAAGGUAGGUUGAAGGGACCUCUCUCUUACCAGUACCAGAAAAAGAAUUGCAAAAUAAAAAAAAAUCUCUUUCUAUUUAACAGUACAUUUUCGUGGCUCUCAAGCAUCCCGUUGGAAGGGAUUGUGUGUACUAUGUAAUAUACUGUAUAUUUGAAAUUUUAUCAUCAUUUAUAUUAUAGCUAUAUUUGUUAAAUAAAUUAAUUUUAAGCUACAAAAA